Messenger RNA from Homarus americanus (American lobster), 8637 nucleotides. RefSeq lists its product as uncharacterized. The transcript is spliced from 12 exons. The coding region runs from base 139 to 4596 and encodes 1485 amino acids. Lineage: Eukaryota; Metazoa; Arthropoda; Malacostraca; Decapoda; Nephropidae. Gene Ontology annotation, cellular component: cytosol. Gene Ontology annotation, molecular function: Hsp90 protein binding; telomeric repeat DNA binding. The record is from RefSeq and is a predicted model, not a curated record. Gene Ontology annotation, biological process: protein stabilization; telomere maintenance via telomerase.
ACGUGUGUAGGUAGCCAUGUUGAGGUGAAAGUGUUUUUGCGGUUUGAUUUUGUCACAGAUUUUGGUCCAUCCUGUGCGUUUGUAGGAGCAGAGGUCGUGGAGUGGAGGACAUAAGAAAAUUUUGAAGCUUCCUCUGUCAUGUUAAAUAUGUGGAAAGUGAGAGAACUCACGGAGAAAGUCACCAACAUGGUGAUGAACUACACGGAGGUGGAGGCCAAAGUUCGAGAAGCCACUAAUGAUGAAGCUUGGGGGCCCACAGGCCCCCAGAUGCAAGAGCUAGCACAGUCAACAUUUUACUAUGAACAGUUUCCUGAAGUUAUGGGUAUGCUGUGGAAGCGCAUGUUGCAAGACAACCGAACUGCCUGGCGACGAACAUACAAAUCUCUCUUGCUGCUCAAUUACUUAGUUCGUAAUGGCUCUGAAAGGGUGGUCACAUCUGCCCGGGAACACAUAUAUGAUCUAAGGACAUUAGAAAACUUCAAGUAUAUAGAUGAGCAAGGCAAGGACCAAGGACUUAACAUUAGAGUAAAGGCAAAAGACUUAAUAGACUUUAUACAAGAUGACAACAGGCUGCGAGAGGAGCGUAAGAAGGCAAAGAAGAAUAAGGAUAAAUAUGUUGGUGUGUCCUCAGACUCCAUGGGAUUCCGUGGCUCUAGUCAAAGGAGAGUACCAGUAUAUGGUGCAGUACAGUUAGAGAGCAUUGUGGUUGAUAAGGCUGUUACUGCUGCUGGAAGUGUCGAUAGAGCUUUGAUGUCCAUUCCUGUUAAUAGUUGCAGGGAGACAAAAACUGGCUCCCUUGUUAUUAGACUUACCACUGCAAAGGCAAAGGAGGAGACUAGUGAGGCAAUGAGUUCCUGCCUUAGUACACAGUUGGAUUUCAUGAUGUCCAAACCUAGAAAAAUCAUGUCAAAAAUGACAAUUGUAGGUAUUCCCACUACACUUCCUAAUGACAAAAUAGUCUUGGACAUUGCUGAGAAGAAUAAUGAAAUUCAAGAACUGUUAAAUAUAGACUACCAUUAUUGUUCAGAGGCCACGAAGAGAAUUACAGUACGAGAUAACUCUUGGUAUGAUUCAUCAAUAAGUUCUCUUCUUAAGGAUCUUAGAAGUUCUGAACGAGAGUGGCGCAGGGACGAACAACAUUCUGCACUACAGAGUACAUCCAGUGGAGAUGAGGUAGAAGAUGCUGUAGAUCCUGUAAAUGAAUACCGUGAUGAAGAGACGAGCCCCAAACCCACCAGAACAUCAAUCACCACCACUUCCAGCAAACCCACAAAUGUGACUCCUGCCAAAAAAUCUUCCAAACCCUCAAAGAUGGUGGACUUAGGAGCAGCUGCAACUUUUGGGAAGGACACCUCUCAGUCUCAGUCUUCAGCGCCUACAACACAAACGCAGAAAAGUGACCUACUGGAAGACCUGUUUGGAAAUGUUACCAGUAAUGGUACAUCUAGUCCUUCAAAAACAUCUCCAAGUCGUGCUGAGGAUGACUUUGAUCCUAGAGCAGGAGAAGUGGAUACUGAAAGCAAUAAGGCUGAGUUUGGUGAUUUUGAUUCUGCUUUUGGACAUGAUGCAUCCAAAUCAUCAGAGAAAGAUGACUUUGCAGAUUUUUCUUCAUUUUCCCAAGAACCAUCUGGCACAACUGGUGGCUCCUCCACUUCCUUACUGAUGGGUAUAACCCCAACCCCAGCAGCCCCUGCUUCUUCCAUCACUUCCCCUGUAGUAUCUGGGACGGCAGGUGGCUCCACCAGUAGUAAUAUGGACCUGCUACAUGGUUUACUAGGACCCAGCACUUCCUCCACCCCUGCUACCCCCUCAGCGGCUGUGAUUCCCCCAACUGGUGCUACUAACCCGGACAUGGGUGGAUUUGUGGGUGGGCUCGGUGGACUUGCAUUAUCCCCAACGUCGCCAGCCCCCAUGGCACCAGUGGGCACUAUGCCAAUAUCAAGAAGACCAGGAAACAAGUUUGAUACUGAGAAACAAGAUGAUGGCAAUAUGAAAGAUGAAGAUGAAGCAAAGAAUAAAGAAGCAAAUGAGGAUAAACCCCAGAAAGUGGAAGACAUACUAAUUAGUCAGAAAAAAAAUAUUAAAAUUAUGAAGGAGGAGCUCACCAAGUGUGAGCCAAGUCCUGCAGUGAUUGUGUCUUCUCUGGAGACAGUUGUUCACUGGCUACCUGGACAGUUGACUCCACAGCAGUACGCCGGCAUGGACCAACCCACUCAAGAGGCUCAGGUAUUCUUCCGCCAUCUUUGCAGCCCAACUCUUACUUUGCUGAUAGAAAAUUUUGUAGAUAACGGCAUCCUCAAGAAAAAUGAAAAUUGCCGAGAUUUAUUUUACAAUCUCCUUGAAGCUUGUUAUUUAGAGGAAGAUGUCAAUGCAUUGUUAAUGAUAGUGAGUGGGGCAAAGUUGGAGAAAGCCAGAGUUGCAGUGAAUUUAUUGGAGAGAAUUAUAUUAUCAGAUUGCUUUCUACACUGUCUUCUCAGACACUGUUCACUGUUUUUGAGACAUGAACGAGAAAGAGCCAUGUGGGAUGAAACUGUGAGACAUCUCAUCACCUUGCCAGAAAGGAUUGCCAAUAAACUCCAGAAUAAAGCCCCUGAGACACUUUUGCCAAGAAUUUAUUGCAAGGUUGUAGCUUAUAAUAUCCUUCAGGCAGUGUAUUGUGUAGCUGAUGGACUCAGUCAUGACGUUUCAGGGAGUGUUGAAGCCAUUGGUAAACUUCUGGGUCAGUUAUGUUAUGUCAGUGAUACAGAAGCUGUCCUGACUCCUCUUGUACAUUGGUUAAAAAUUUGGUCAAGGGAAAAUCCCAUAGUUCAGAGAGUCUCACACAGAUUAUUCCAACAUAUCCCAGAUAUGGUCAGAGAAAGGCUCAUUGUAACUUUACUGAAAAUGGAAGUUGACCACAAAACUCUCUAUAUAUUGCUGGGAGAUUCUGGCAUAGUUUCCCCAAAGACGAAAUAUCUUCUUACACAGAAGUUCCUCAUAACAAAGCACCUUCCUAAAGUUACAUCAGUUCCUGCCAUUGUUGGAUACUUAGCAGCAUCACAGAGUAGCCACCAGGUUUUGAGAACAGCAUUGCUACAGUUGUUAGAUACUUGGUGUGACAAAAGCAUCAUGACUCAUACAUCCUUUGAGUAUCAUGUCCAUAUUACAAGGGGUAUUAUGUCUUGUCUUGCUCACUUCACUACAGCUGAUGUUGAUCAUUGUAAGCAUGAAUCUCUUCAGAAAAUGCUACAUGGAGUUGCUAACCAUCUUGACUGCCCAGAUCAUCAGAUGAAGCUUAUUGGAAUGGUUGUAGCUGAAGAGUUAACAAAAGUUCUACAUGCUGAUGGUCCAAGUCUCAAAUUUGAGUAUAAGGAUAAUGAACUAACUCUUAAUUUGAAACACUUAAUGUGUCUUGGGAAAGAUGACACAAAAAAUACAAAUUCUGAAACAGCAUUAGAAAAUGAUGAUGGUACUCUGGAAAAGGGUGAAAAUAUUUUAUGGAUGAAGGAAUUUAGAAAGGAAUUAGAAGAUAUUGGUAUGAUCAAGAAAGGUGAGAGUAUCAAUAGUUUCAAGAAAACAUGUAUUGUUUCAGAAAAUGUGAAAGCGGAAAAUGAAAAGAGUUCUGCUGGAAAUGAAACUUUUGAAAUUCCUGGUGAACAGAAAUUGUCAGUUGAUGAUUCUGAGGAGCUUGACAGUGAUGAUGAUGAUUACCAACCAUAUGACAUGUCGGGUGAUACUCCUUUAUUGAAGGUUAAGGAACCAUCAUACUCUCAAGAAGUGCUUGAGUACUUAAUUGAGGAUGAAGCAGAAAAGGUUGCAGCAGCCUUAAAGGUUUCAGAGAAGAUUGUAUGCCAAGAGUCUAAGAUAAUGGACUCUGAACUAGCACUAGAGUUGACGAAAGUGGUUUUAUUUUUAGAAGAUAAAUACAACACUGAAAACUUUGAGGAAAAUCGUUCAAACACACUCACUGCUCUGACAGUAUCAUACCCGAGUGAGUGUGCAUUGUAUCUUGCUGGUGAGUUUUAUGAAAGGAACUAUAAUAUUAAACAGAGGAUAGACAUCCUACAAACACUUAGCACAGCUGCACUAAGGCUCUCAGGAACAGAUGCAAUUAAGAUGUUGGAUGGUUCUGCAACUGUUAACAAAGACAAAAGAGUAGUGACAAGAAAUGAAAUGAAAAAUGUGGCUGGCUGCUUUUUUUUUCCACUUGUCCAGGGCAUUACUGAACCACGACCUUAUCUUGACCUGUUGGACAGUGAUCGCUUCCUCUUGUGUGAUCUCCUGAAGACCCUCGGCCUGAUUGUUAAAGUUACUGGACAGUGUGAAAUAACACUGAAGAUGGCUGCAUGCCUAUUGGAAUUAACAUGGUCACUACGUGUACACGGUGACUCGAGUGUUCGUGGUGCCUGUUUAGAGGCUCUUGGUUCUGGCUUAGAGUGUGUUCCUGACUCAGUAUUACUGUCCUUAAUUCCAGGAGAGUUGGUAGAGCUGAAAGAGUGGCUAUCUGUUACUUUACGAGAGGAAAAAGACAAAAGGUGUCAACUUCUUGCAGCGAAAUUGGCAUUAAAGUUAGACAGAUGCUUUGCUCAACAGAUAGGAUUUCCUUCUUGGUGUUGAUGAUAAGUCAAUCAUAUUUAAGUUCAAACUAUUAUUCAUCAGUUUGCCAGAUACAAGGCAAACUUCCCACUGGUGAAGAAAAAAUAUGUAUAUGCCACAGUGCAGAAGAAAUCUGGGAGUAUUAAUCUUGUGUCAAACUGUUGGCUAUCCAUUUGAAAAGUGGCUGGUCCAUUUGGUUACUAUCAGGCACAGUGGCUAUCAGAGAAAAUCCCUGUUUGGAUACACAUUUGUAUUACUUGAAUUUAAAUCUUGUUUAAGAUUUAAUAUUGUUAGAAUCUUGAAAGUCAACCAUACCUUUACUACAAAUGUCAACGGAUUAUGUUUAGUAUUGCUUUGCACUUUCAGACCCUUUGUUGAAAAUUUGUAUGUAUCAGCCAGUCUUAAAUUUUAUUUGGCGUCAUUGUAAGUAAUUAUUUAGCUAUAUGAAAAUAUUAAUAUGGCUACCUUUUGUAAAAUAGUUUGUUAUUGCAGCUAUGGUAUUUGUACAUACCGUAAAAGCUCUAUGUAAAUGUUGCUAUUAUUUUCGAGUCUUUUCCCACAGUGCUGCAAAUAAAAUAUUUUAAUACAGAGAUACAAAUACACGUGGGGGACCAAAACCUUCCAAAUCCAGAAAUUAAUUAUCCAGGAGUCUAAAAAAAUUGGCACGUUUAAAAAAAAAAAUCACAUUCGAAUUGGACAGGGGUACUGGGUAACAGACUUUUGAAUUGCUCCCCACCAUUACUCUUUUGUACACUGUAGUUACAGUUGGAUUCACAUGUAGCUGUGCUGGACUUAUGCUAUUUGAAAUAUCUAGUAGGAGCCCAAGGAUCAAUAUUUAGACCUUACUAUAUGUUUGAUAUGUAUUAAUGCACAUUUAAUUGUUAGAUAUCAAAGAUUUAGAUACAAAGGUAUGUUUAGUCACAAAAUACAGUGAUAAAUGCUAUCUUCUAGUCUAACUACAUCACUGUACUGUUUAUAUUUGCUGUUAUUUCGUAUUAGACAUGGAAUUGAAAUGCAAGUUUAAAGUUCUCUCUCUAUGACCAAGUACUGUAUAUUACAGUAUAAAAGAAAAUAACUAUCAUUGUAUUUGUGCUGAGACGUCAACCUAUUUGUCAACAUUGUGGAUGCGUAGCUGAUGCUGCUUCUUUGGUUUCAGCAUAUUAGGGCAAUGUGUUUUAAAGAAUAAGCAUUCAACAUACUGGUGUACAUCUGCAAUACAAAAUUUUAUACCAAAGCUAUGCAUAGUAUUGUCUUGAUUUUUACUUGGAAACAAUUAAUCACUUUGCCAGAACAUUAUGCAAAAGUUUGAACAUACAAAAAUGUAAGAUAGGCACACAUAGGUUCUGUAGUUCUAUAAAUACAGAUCAAGCUUAAAUCAUUUUUUAUGACAAUAAUGUAAACCAGUUAAACUAAAUUUAUUUUAAAGAAUAAUGUGUGGCCAUUCAUAGAGACUAGGUUUUGUGUAGUAGGCUCAUUUUGUCAUUUGUAGUGAAGUAUGUGACACGUAUCCCUUAAACAACGCAGGGGUUAGUUUAAUGAAAGCCCCCGGAACACCAAAAACACGAUGUUCACCUCUGGGAAGACAAAAUUGCCAAAAAUGAAGUAAACUCUCACUAUAACACAUUUACUUCCCACAUAUGCUCUUUAUUUUUCGUAUUUUAUAAUUUUUUAUUAUAUUUUCAAUGUUUCUAAGCCACAGAGUAUUGUAAUGAUUUUUUCACAACUUUUAUAGUUUCAUUACAAGUAACAAUAUACUAAGCAGCUAGGCUGGCGAUGCGGCCCACAUAGUUGUAGCCAAGGCCUUAGCUAGAACCGCCUCCUUGCACAUUCACUUCUCACACAUACACUCCCAUGCUCUUCAUUUUCUUGUUUUAUGUGAUAUUUUCUAAGCCACAUUAGAGUACCCGGUAUUGUAAUGAUUUUUUGACAACUUUUAUAGUUUUAUUACAAGUAACAACAAAUGUGGCAGCUGGGGUAGCGAGUCAGCAACAUGGUUAUAUCCCACCACCUACACACACGGUAACUUCUUACACAUACACACCCACGCACUUCAGUUUUCUUAUUUUAUAGUUUAAAUUAUGUUUCCUUUAUUUCUAAGCCACAUCAUUUUUAUAGAGUAGAAUAAUUAUUAAAGAAGUCCCAUUUUCUGAGACGCAUACCGGAAGUCAGCUGGCUGACAUGCCAGUCAACUGUGGUUUGUGAGAGAUGUUAAUGUAGAUAUAAUGAAAGUACAGUAUAAACAUUGUGGAAAAAUAAUUUCAAUAGUACUCUAAUGUGACUUAGAAAUAAAGAAAAUGUGAAACUAUAAAAUAAGAAAUAUGAAGAGCAAGGGUGCAUAUUCUGCAUCUCUAAGAUGCAGUGUCUUGUUGGCAGCACUUGUAGCACGCGCUGCCAAUAGUGGAAGUUGUCAGAUCGCACAUACGUACACAACCUUCCUUGCUCCCCAUGCAACCCAUAGUGUAAUCCACGGAGGGGUGAUGGCUGUGAUGUUUAAACCCACAAAGUAUUUGCUUACCUUGUUUAUAAAACCAUUGUUGCAUCUUGGGUUUUUACUUUUUUUUUGCUUAUUGUGUUUUUCUGGCAAGGUGAAUUGAUUUUUGUAAUUAAUAUUAAAUACUGUGUGUGAUUUUUAAAAGGAUAUUCUGUUUAAUAGCUGUGCAUCACAAAACUCGGCUAUAAAAUACCUCAGGAAUUUCAUCUUUAAAAGGUUUCAUGGAUUCAAGGAGAAGUUCAUAAGAGGGUAGUGAUUUUGAUCAGAAAACUAAAUAUUUACAAAUUCAGGAGUUUGAGAGUCCCAACAGUCAGGCGCAUUUUAUAUUGUUUCCGGAGCAAAUAAAAGUUUACAUUAUAGAAGAAAAAUUAUCUAUCCAAUCAUAGUUAAUCUAUCUCCUUAUGGUCAUUCGUAAGCCACUGGCAUUUUUUCAUUUGUUGAAUGAUUUGUAUUUCGUUAACUGUACAGUAAUCCUAUUUAUCCCCGGCCUCGUUAAAUCCUCUUAUAUUUUUUUUUACUCCUAAAGAUUUAGAAAACAUUGUGAGUAGUCUACCUAUUUGAAUGUACUGAGUGAAAGCAUAUAGAUGUGUGGAUACAGUAUGUCAGUGUGCUGUCAUUAUAGGUGACUGCUGCUACUGUAGGUCCUGGAUUGAUGGGUGCUACCUUAAUAGUAAUUAUCCACAGUACAGGACAAUGAUAACUUUUAGCUAUAGAGGUGCUGAAUAUACAGUAUAUAUUUAACCCCUCAUAAUCUCAAAUAAACCUAAUGUGGAAGGAUUAAUGAUACUAAGUAUAAUGUAUGAUUUAGCUGUUUGAAUAACACAAGUACUAGAGGAGAGUGAAUUCUUUACAACAGGAAGAAUGAAUAAAGUAUAUUUGUAUAAUUGCUCUUGAUUCUGGCCACCCUGCAUGAAAGAGUGAGCAGGAGGGGAGGUCAUUGGUUCUAGAUAAAUGAUGACUUAACUCACCUAAUACUAGGGUAUAGGCAUGGAAGGUUGAUUUCAUCACAGAAUUGGUAGUGAGUAAAGUAAAUACUGCACUGGAAAGGUAGAUACCAGCCUGUGCAUUGCAUUUCGAACUAAGAUUGGUUGAGACUUCUUUCUCAUCGAUAAUAAGUCCAAGAUGAGACUUGGAAAAUCAAAAGUACUGUACAGUAGUGUGGAAUGAAGCUCAAUACUGUACAUGCUUCAGCGAGGAAGUUGUGGGUGGAUCUUUUUAAAACACAGUGAGAAGCAAUGUUCCUGUUUUGACAAGUUUUCUGGGAAAAUGCCCUUUAUAACUUACUCGUUUCAUAAAAGAGCCACAAAUCUAUGCCAUCACUUAGGUAGUCCUGGACAUUAGGUAUAGCAAAUGCACAGAUCUGCGCAUGUCACUUUCAUGUCUACAAGAUGAUAUGAAGGAUGUGCAGUGGUUCUGAGUAUUGUUAAUGUAUUCUCAUGUUCUUGAAAUCUAUGUACCUUCACUUACAGUUGUACCUAUACCAGGUACAGGUGUCUUUAAAGUACACAGUACUGUACUGUUAUUUCUGAAUUCGUAAAACUAUAUAAAUAAAUGCUUUUCUUUUUCACUUU